AUGGAGUAUGAGAACAGAGGAGGCCAUAAGACUGGUAGUGGAGCUCUGGCAAGCUCCCAGGAUGUUGCAAUUGAGAGGAGAGAGAGGCUCCGGAGGCUUGCACUGGAGUCAAUAGAUCUUUCUAAGGAUCCAUACUAUAUGAAGAACCAUCUGGGCCAGGUUGAAUGUAGACUCUGUUCCACAAUUCACACAAAUGAGGGAUCAUAUUUGUCACAUACUCAGGGAAGGAAACACCAAACAAACUUAGCAUAUAGAGCAUCCAAAGAAAAGAAUUUGAAGGCAGUUGUCAAACCUCCUCAGAGUGAAAAUGCAGACCAAGCCAAACCAAGGGCUCCAAGAAUAGGACAGCCAAAAUAUAAAGUAUCUAAACAUAGGGAAGGGUCAACUGGCACUAAUUGUGUAUAUUGUAAAUUUCAUUUUCAAGAAAUACUUGAAGAUCAUGUUCCUGGAUUUAGAAUAAUGUCGUGUUGGGAGCAAAAGGUAGAGAAGCCUAACCCUAAAUACCAAUACUUAUUUGUAGGGGCAGAACCUUAUAAUACUGUUGGAGUUAGAAUACCAAACACAGAGCUAAUUAAACAAAAAACUCAAACAUACUGGGAUGAAGAAAGAAAAAUAUAUCAUAUCCAGCUAUACCUAUCAAGCAGUAAACAAUAA
Cryptosporidium ubiquitum is the source of this 654-nucleotide messenger RNA. RefSeq lists its product as uncharacterized. Gene Ontology annotation, cellular component: U2 snRNP; catalytic step 2 spliceosome; U2-type prespliceosome. NCBI's taxonomy places the organism in Eukaryota, Apicomplexa, Conoidasida, Eucoccidiorida, Cryptosporidiidae. Gene Ontology annotation, molecular function: nucleic acid binding; zinc ion binding. Gene Ontology annotation, biological process: spliceosomal complex assembly. The transcript has a single exon. The record is from RefSeq and is a predicted model, not a curated record. Bases 1 to 654 code for a protein of 217 amino acids.